AUGGUAGCUUCGGAGCUCACCGCGUCCGCCAUAGCCAUGCGCUCAACGCCUGUAAGUGGUGAUGAGUCGGGCUCCAGCUUACCCAAGCCCCUCGCACCUUUGCAGAACCUCGCGGCUACCAGUCAAAGCCCCUACAUUCGCGAUCAGGCCAAGAGCCUGGUCUCGUGGCAGCUCUUCAAUGACGAGGCUAUUGAACGAUCGCGCAAAGAGAACAAACUAAUCUUCCUCCAUAUUGGUUACAAGGCAUGCCACUUUUGCCGCCUCAUGUCGCUCGAGACCUUCUCCAACCUUGAAUCGGCUUCUAUUUUGAAUGAGUCCUUCAUACCAGUUAUCGUCGAUCGAGAUGAGCGCCCCGAUCUUGAAGCGAUAUAUAUGAACUACGUUCAAGCCGUCAACAAUUCUGGUGGAUUUCCUUUGAACGUGUUCCUCACACCAAAUCUGGAGCCUGUCUUUGGUGGUACCUACUGGUUUGGACCUGCGGGACGGCGACAUCUCAACGACGAUAGCACCGAUGAGCCCCCCGCUUCGCUUACUAUCUUCAAGAAAGUUCGCGACAUCUGGAGUGACCAGGAAGCUCGAUGUCGAAAGGAGGCAACCGACGUUGUCAGCCAACUUAAAGAAUUCGCAGCCGAGGGUACGCUAGGUACGGUAGCUACGCUAGGUAAACGGGGUAUCAUGGCAUCUUCGGCACUGGGACCUGCUGGUUGGGGUGCACCAACGCCUGGUCAUACAAGUGCCGUCCAAGAAAAGAACACUACGGUAUCGGAGGAGCUGGAUUUAGAUCAACUAGAAGAGGCAUAUACCCAUAUUGCUGGCACCUUCGAUCCGGUGUUUGGAGGAUUCGGCCUGGCGCCCAAGUAUCUGACACCACCCAAGUUGGCCUUUUUGCUAGGAUUAUCGAGACUCCCAAGAGCCGUGCAGGACGUUGUUGGAGACCUCGAUUGCAGACAUGCUACCAACAUCGCACUGGAUACGCUGCGCCGUAUUCGUGAUGGAGCGCUGCAUGAUCAUAUUGGCGGCACUGGAUUCUCGCGUUGUUCCGUUACGGCGGAUUGGAGUAUACCAAACUUCGAGAAGCUCGUGACUGAUAACGCACAGUUGCUUUCCCUUUAUAUUACCGCGUGGGAGGAAGGAGGCGGAGGCGAAACGGCCGAGUUUUUCGAUGUCGUUGUUGAGCUUGUUGAGUAUUUAACUACGUCUCCGAUUGCCCUUCCCGAGGGCGGAUUUGCUACAAGUGAAGCAGCCGAUUCCUGCUAUAGACAGGGCGACACAGAGAAACACGAGGGCGCUUACUAUGUUUGGACACGGCGGGAAUUCGAUUCGGUCCUCGACGAAAUUGACAGCCACAUGAGCCCAAUACUAGCCGCCUACUGGAAUAUCAAUAAAGACGGAAAUGUUGAAGAGAAGAACGACCCCAACGAUGACUUUAUUAACCAGAACAUAGUCUGGGUCAAGACACCCAUUGAGCAGUUUAGCAACCAUGUCAGUACGCCUGUGGACAAGAUUCGAGAGUAUGUCGAACAAGGAAGAACGGCGUUGAGGAGGAGGAGGGAACAAGAGCGUGUGCGACCUGAGUUGGAUGACAAGGUCGUUGCAGGAUGGAACGGCCUGGUUAUUUCCGCACUUGCUAAGGCGGCCUCAGCACUAAAGGCAUUGCGACCUGAGCAAAGUUCGAAGUGCAGGAGUGCUGCGGAAAGAGCUGCUAUAUAUGUUAAAGAGAAGCUUUGGGACAGUAACGAGAAAACCCUUUAUAGGGUACGGUCCGGAGGCAGGGGACAAGCUGCUUUUGCAGAUGAUUAUGCCUAUCUUAUUCAAGGCCUGCUGGACCUUCUCGAGCUGACAGGGAACCAAGAGUACCGCGAGUUCGCUAAUACCUUGCAGCAAACCCAAAUCUCUUUGUUUUACGAUGCCGACGGCGCCUUCUUUACUACUCAAAUGCAUAGCCCGCACACGAUUCUCCGUCUCAAGGACGGCAUGGACACCUCACUCCCAUCAACAAACGCUGUCAGCGCAAGCAAUCUCUUUCGUCUUGCAUCCCUCUUGCCAGACAGCGAUUUCGCCACCAAAGCCCGUCAGACGAUUAAUGCGUUCGAGGUCGAAGUAGUACAGCACCCUUGGCUUUUCCCUGGUCUGCUCAGAGGUGUUGUCACGGCAAGACUGGGUAGUUAA
This is a messenger RNA of Fusarium sp. VM40, 2169 nucleotides long. NCBI's taxonomy places the organism in Eukaryota, Fungi, Ascomycota, Sordariomycetes, Hypocreales, Nectriaceae. The record is from the annotation of a GenBank genome assembly.